Molecule: messenger RNA, 1147 nt
Organism: Camelina sativa (false flax)
Lineage: Eukaryota; Viridiplantae; Streptophyta; Magnoliopsida; Brassicales; Brassicaceae
Source: RefSeq, a predicted model, not a curated record
UGCUCACCCGCAGAAACUCUCCUACAUAUUUUUGCAUGGGAGUUGAUAAACGAGCCUCGCUGCAUGUCUGAUGUCUCUGGGGAUACCCUACAAGUGAGAGUUCUUCUUCUUCUUCUUCAGUAGUAUGGUGGUUUCUUUAUUAGAUCAUAAGUAAAUUGUUGAAAAGUUUAGUAAUGCUACUCGUUGUGGUUUCAUUUUUCUGGAACUUGGGCUUUCAAUGAUGGAGGCUACAAUGCUCUUCAGAUCUCUCCUGCCAGAGUCGAUGAACGAGUCUUCAAGGUUUGUCGACAUUAGUCUUUGUUCAAAUGGGAUGAUCCCCAGUUUGGAGGAUUCGUGAAACGGAACGGGACACAGUUCGUGGUCGAUGGCAAGGCUCUCUAUGUGAAUGGCUGGAACUCUUACUGGUUCAUGGACCAUGCCGUCAAUGAUCAUAGCAGACACCGUGUCGGUGCUAUGCUUGAAGCUGGAGCCAAAAUGGGUCUCACUGUUUGUAGAACUUGGGCCUUCAAUGAUGGAGGCUACAAUGCUCUUCAGAUCUCUCCUGGCAGAUUCGAUGAACGAGUCUUCAAGGCCUUGGAUCAUGUUUGUGGUGAAAUGGAUGCUAUCUCAUACUGAAGAUGGGGACAAGGAACUAAAGAAGCCAGUUUUGUUCACCGAGUUUGGGCUCUCAAAUCUGAACAAGGACUAUGAUCCAUCGCAGCGAGAUCGGUUCUACAGAACCAUCUUUGAUAUCAUAUACAAAUCAGCCAAGCGGAGGCGGUCUGGUGCAGGAACACUCAUGUGGCAGUUCUUGAUACAAGGCAUGGAACGGUUCAACGAUGACUUUGGUAUAGUCCCAUGGGAACAAGGUUCGAUUCAGAGAUUAAUGAUGGAACACUCUUGCAGGUUGGGUCGGGUCACUGGACGCCAUCUUCUUCAAGACAACAAGUCCAUAGAUAUGUGUUCCCAGAGACCAUGAGAAUACACGUUGCUUUUUUUCCUCUUUUUUGUUCUUGCCACUCUUCAUGUGGACAUACAUACAUUAUAUGCAAACGCAAAUAUUUUUUAUAGUAAAAGUAGUUAAGUAAAACCUUGUGUUUUUUGUUUUUGGUUGAUUGAGCUAUGUAAUAUAGUCUGGUGAGGAUCAAUAGAAGAAGAUUGAAUCAAA